AUGGAUGCUCUUGAUAUCUUCGAAUAUACUGUGUCCAUCAGUUACAGCAGCGACCUUGACCUCAGCAGUAGCAGUUCCCAAGACUCUCCAGCAGUUAAGAUGGAUGACAGUCACCUUCCUCGAGUCAGUUAUAACGACAUCACGAACCAGAGAGUGUUAGGACAGGGAGCGUACGGCAUAGCCCGUCUUGUGAGUCUCAAGCUGGCCAAUGGAGGGGUAGUCCCGGCCGUCGCCAAGACCUCCCACGAGGGCCAGUCUCUCAUGGCCGAGGCCCUGGCGCUCUACCAUCUUAAUGGGGCUGGUGGUGCCCCUGUCCUUUAUGGCGUCACCAGUGAAGACCCUCAGGCAUUGGUUAUGGAGUACUGUAGCGGCGUCACAGUUGACAAAUUUUUAAAGUCACAUUCUAAAGAAGAGUGCCUCGAGGCCUUCACCUCCAUGAGUGAGGCACUCGAUCAGCUCCACGCCAAGGGUUACGCUCACCGGGACCUACACGAAGAGAACAUUAUAAUCGACGCCUCCUGCCGUCCAUAUACCGCACACAUAAUAGACCUCGGGUUCGCUAUAAGACUCAAGAAUGAUGGACGCGACAGUGACCAACGCAUUAAGGGAUAUGACUGGGACGGCCUCAGCGACAUCCUCAAGCAGCAGCAGCAACACGAGGGAGAACAACAGCAGAAACAGGAUGAACAACAACCGGAUGAACGCAAACAGGAUGAACACCAACAGCAGCAGCAGCAACAGAAGCAGGAACAACAUUUCACCUGUUAG
Messenger RNA from Homarus americanus (American lobster), 768 nucleotides. Its product is annotated as RAC-beta serine/threonine-protein kinase A-like. Gene Ontology annotation, molecular function: ATP binding; protein kinase activity. The transcript is spliced from 2 exons. Gene Ontology annotation, biological process: protein phosphorylation. The coding region runs from base 1 to 768 and encodes 255 amino acids. Lineage: Eukaryota; Metazoa; Arthropoda; Malacostraca; Decapoda; Nephropidae. The record is from RefSeq and is a predicted model, not a curated record.